Cricetulus griseus (Chinese hamster) is the source of this 2151-nucleotide messenger RNA. The record is from RefSeq and is a predicted model, not a curated record. NCBI's taxonomy places the organism in Eukaryota, Metazoa, Chordata, Mammalia, Rodentia, Cricetidae.
GUCUCAGCGGCGGUGGCAGCCGAGGUGCAGGAUGCGAGAAGGCGCCCCCCGGCCGGGCUCCCGCUCCAGGCCUCACACCCUUGCGGCCCUCUGAGCCCACCAUGGCCGUCCCACCAGGCCAUGGUCCCUUCUCUGGCUUUCCGGAGCCCCAGGAACACACACAGGUAUUGCCUGAUGUGCGGCUACUUCCUCGGAGACUGCCCCUGGCCUUCCGGGACGCAACCUCAGCCCCGCUGCGCAAGCUCUCAGUGGACCUCAUCAAGACCUACAAGCACAUCAAUGAGGUAUACUAUGCGAAGAAGAAGCGGCGGGCCCAACAGGCGCCACCCCAGGACUCGAGCACCAAAAAGGAGAAGAAGGUCCUGAACCACGGUUAUGACGACGACAACCACGACUACAUUGUGCGCAGUGGCGAGCGCUGGCUGGAGCGCUAUGAGAUUGACUCUCUUAUUGGCAAAGGCUCCUUUGGCCAGGUGGUGAAAGCCUAUGAUCACCAGACCCAGGAGCUGGUGGCCAUCAAGAUCAUCAAAAACAAAAAGGCCUUCCUGAACCAGGCACAGAUUGAGCUGCGGUUGCUGGAGCUGAUGAACCAGCAUGACACAGAGAUGAAGUACUACAUAGUGCACCUGAAGCGGCACUUCAUGUUUCGAAAUCAUCUGUGCCUGGUGUUUGAGCUGCUGUCCUACAACCUGUACGACCUCCUGCGCAACACACACUUCCGCGGUGUCUCUCUGAACCUGACCCGGAAGCUGGCGCAGCAGCUCUGCACCGCGCUGCUCUUUCUGGCCACGCCCGAGCUCAGCAUCAUCCACUGCGACCUCAAGCCCGAGAACAUCCUGCUCUGCAAUCCUAAGCGCAGUGCCAUCAAGAUCGUGGACUUUGGCAGCUCCUGUCAGCUUGGCCAGCGGAUCUACCAGUACAUCCAGAGCCGCUUCUACCGUUCCCCCGAGGUGCUCCUGGGCACACCCUAUGACCUGGCCAUCGACAUGUGGUCCCUGGGCUGCAUCCUUGUGGAGAUGCACACCGGAGAGCCCCUCUUCAGCGGCUCCAAUGAGGUGGACCAGAUGAGCCGCAUUGUCGAGGUGUUGGGCAUCCCGCCCGCGCCCAUGCUGGAACAGGCACCCAAGGCUCGCAAGUACUUUGAGCGGCUGCCUGGGGGCGGCUGGACCCUACGAAGGACAAAGGAACUCAGGAAGACGAGGCCACCAACACGGGCCCGGCAGGCAGCAGUGCCUCCACCUCGCCCGCACCCCUCGACACCUGCCCCUCCUCUAGCACCGCCAGCUCCAUCUCCAGCUCUGGAGGCUCCAGUGGCUCCUCCAGUGACAACAGGGCCUACCGCUACAGCAACCGAUAUUGUGGGGGACCUGGGCCCCCCAUCACCGACUGUGAGAUGAACAGCCCCCAGGUUAUACCCUCCCAGCCUCUGCGCCCCUGGGCAGGGGGUGAUGUGCCCCACAAGACACAUCAAGCCCCUACCUCUGCCUCGACAUUGCCAGGGACUGGGGCCCAGUUACUCCCUCAACCCCGAUGCCUUGGACGUCCCGCAUCGCCAACGUCACCACCACCCCCGGAGCUGAUGGAUGUGAGCCUGGUGGGCAGCCCUCCAGACUGCUCCCCACCUCAUCCAGCACCUGCCCCCCAGCACCCGGCUGCCUCAUCACUCCGGACUCGGAUGACGGGAGGUCGACCACCUCUCCCACCCCCGGAUGACCCUGCCACUCUAGGGCCUCGCCUGAGCCUCCACGGUGUACCCCAGAGCACAGCAGCCAGCUCAUGACCCUGCCCCCUCCCUGGGGCCCCUCCUGAAGCCAUACCCCCUCCCCCCAUCUGGGGGCCCUAGGCUCCCAUCCUCAUCUCUCCCCUUGACUGGACUUGCUGCUACCCAGCUGGGGUGGGUGAGGCCUGCACUGAUUGGGGCCCAGGGCAGGGGGUCAAGGGAGAGGGGUUUUGGCCACGCCCUCCCCACUAAGACUGGACCCUUGGCCCCCUCUCCUCCCUUGUUUUCUAUUUAUUGUACCAAAGACAGUGGUGGUCCGGUAGAGGGGGAGAUUCCCCCUCACCCCAGGACCCUAGGAGGGGGUGGGGGCAGGUAGGGGGAGAUGGCCUUGCUCCUCCUUGCUGUACCCCCCAGUAAAGAGCUUUCUCACA